Aspergillus saccharolyticus JOP 1030-1 is the source of this 377-nucleotide messenger RNA. RefSeq lists its product as uncharacterized. The record is from RefSeq and is a predicted model, not a curated record. The transcript has a single exon. The coding region runs from base 36 to 344 and encodes 102 amino acids. NCBI's taxonomy places the organism in Eukaryota, Fungi, Ascomycota, Eurotiomycetes, Eurotiales, Aspergillaceae.
GCGCAGUGCACGGAGAACCUGCCCCUCACUCGCUCAUGUUGUUCUAUCUACUUGUUGCGUGGAUUUGGUGCACUGUAUUGCAGGCUGCUAGGGAGGGGGAUCAUGGAUGGUCGAGCGCAGUAGGCUCGCUGGCAGUGCAGUGCAGUGCAGUCUGCACUGCUCUUGGCUAUUGGUCAUAUCUGGUGUUCCUGUAUAGCAGUAAAGCAAUGCACCUGUACAUUCGUGGGUGGGUGCACUGCAGACUAAGAGACAGACUUCCAUCCAAGAAAAAGAGAGAGAGAGAGAGGUACAUACUUGUCCACUCUCGGUCUGUGCAUACCGUCAACCAUACAGAAAGAGGCUAGAUUGGAGACUGAAGCCAGCACAGUAGUUAAAAC